Williopsis jadinii is the source of this 1926-nucleotide messenger RNA. RefSeq names its product copper fist DNA-binding domain-containing protein. The transcript has a single exon. The record is from RefSeq and is a predicted model, not a curated record. Bases 1 to 1926 code for a protein of 641 amino acids. Gene Ontology annotation, biological process: regulation of DNA-templated transcription. Gene Ontology annotation, cellular component: nucleus. Gene Ontology annotation, molecular function: copper ion binding; DNA binding; DNA-binding transcription factor activity. Lineage: Eukaryota; Fungi; Ascomycota; Saccharomycetes; Phaffomycetales; Wickerhamomycetaceae.
AUGCUUGUUUUAGAAGGCGAACGUAUCAGCUGUGAGAGCUGCAUCCGUGGUCACAGAUCCUCCACUUGCUUGCAUAUCAAUAAAUGGUUAUACUCCAUCAACUGGAGAGGACGACCAGAGAAUUCUUCGGAGAACAUUAGGUUCAGAAUUCCUCCAGGUUGUAUUGUUAUUGCCACAGGUUCUGUGAGACUUGAGCCAAAGCCAGGGUCUAAAAGCACUUCAGGACGAGUUGUACCUGCAAAAUUCUUACAUCCAGCUUCUCCUUACACUUUUGCCCAUGUGAACUCCAAAGGUGGUUUUGCACUCAUCAGUUAUGAGCCCAUCUGGAGAGGUUCAGGCAUCAACAAUGCUGACAAGCCAAAGACGCCCGAUCAACAUUGGGUUUCAGUGAAGAGGGAUGACCUUGUGCCACCAAAAAUCUUGUGCAAAGAUUUGCUUGUCAGGGAUGGUAUUGGCUAUCAACUAAAUACGGUUUAUGAGCCACCUCAAUGCAUCAGCAUAGAGAGAACCAGCAUCAACACACAUUAUAAGUGUAAGAUUGUGGAUUUCCAUGAAGUUCCAUUUACAUUGAACAACAAUGGAGCCCAACCGAGUCUUCGAAGAGUUCAACCAUCAGUUGAGACAAAAGAUACAACUCAGCUACAGUUGGCUUUCCAACCACCAGCCCAAGCAGUCGGGGUAUCCCAAAUUCACCAACCACUUGAUGAGACAAAUAACGAUACACAAAAUACUUUCAACCAAGUAUUUGAUGAAGAUUUGAUUCUCUACAAUUCUUUGAUGAACGCUGCAAGUAUUGUUGACUUCAGUGGUGAGCAUGAGCAUUCAGCUUUCCCUAUUGAGUCAUCAGCUCCUCUCUUAGCAAAAGGCUUCGAAUCCAUUAAUGACUCAUGCUUUACUGCAGAGGGGACAAUUGAUCCCAGAACUUUGAAUAAAACCCAGAAACCAACAGAGCUGAGUUUAAGUAAUGACUGUUUGUCAUGGCCAAUGCAGGAAAAUUUGGUAAAUGAUCCUUCUUCCGAAAGAUCUGAAGUACCUGAUAUCUCUACUAAUGGUUUUGCAAGUACAGAGUUUAUGCCAGAAGUAUUUAACUGGCUGCAAAAUACACCUCAAACUGUUGUUCCACCAAACACAGUUGUUAAUGACUUCAACGUGGACCAUUUGUUUGAUUUUGAAAAUGCUGCUUUGCUGAAUACUUCGUCAUAUGCGUGUAUUAACAAAUCUGUUGAUCAUUCAGAAGGGGAUAGUACUUUGCUUGAGGAAUGUGCGACUGAUAACAAUGAAUUUCAAGAAGAUGGAAACAAAGAAACUCAAGCUGCUGAGCAUUAUUAUGCAGAUGGUCAUUUUGAUCUUGAUGAUGAAUUGACUGAUUGCAAUAAUGAAAGUGAAGCUAUACCAAGAUAUCGUCUGGCGAGAAAACAAGCUGAUGCCUUACUGCAGAAUCAUGAUGGCGAGCCGUCUGAUCAAACCCUUACUGAGCUCUCAACUGAAGAGGAGUUAGAACCCAUAAACGAUAAAUCAGAAGGGAACGAGAACUUUGGUUCGGAUGGAGAGGAGGACGACUACAAUGAACCCACGAAUGCUGAAUGGAUCGCAUCCGAUGUUGAAGAUGCUAAGCAAAUGCCUGGGCACAAUGACAAGUUUUCGCUCCGUAUGGAUGUGGAUUCAGCUGAGGGUAACUCAGAUAACGUGGCCAGCGAGGAAUCAACAACGUGUACUGAUCUAACUGAUCCUGAGUCGCAAUUCGCUUCACCCAAAUCAGAAACACGGGCACAUCAUCGACACCAAGUACCUGCUGACCUAAGCUCCGAAUGGUUUGAGUCUGAACAGGAUGGCUUACUCGGCUCAUUGCUCAGAAGCAACGUUCCUAUAUUUCAUAGUUUACUGUGUUCUCCUCACCAUGAAGGUGAGAGCGCAGAAUCGUUUUAA